This is a messenger RNA of Amphiprion ocellaris (clown anemonefish), 3251 nucleotides long. RefSeq names its product kelch domain-containing protein 10-like. Gene Ontology annotation, molecular function: protein binding. Gene Ontology annotation, biological process: positive regulation of stress-activated MAPK cascade. The transcript has 10 exons. The record is from RefSeq and is a predicted model, not a curated record. The coding region runs from base 163 to 1416 and encodes 417 amino acids. Lineage: Eukaryota; Metazoa; Chordata; Actinopteri; Pomacentridae.
GCUUGUGACGCAGCGGGCAGCAGCAGAUGUGGACGCUUUGCUGGACUUAUUCCUUUAUUUUGCUGUGAAGCUGCAGCUCGCGGUCCAAUGCCACGACGCCUGGUCCGACCGAAGCGGGUUCCUGUCCGGGUCUGAACCCUCUGCGUGUGUCCCCCCGUUAAGAUGUCGUCGCCGGAGCACGACGGAACCUUCAGUCAGCUCAAUAAGUUUGAGAAACUGUCGUGGAGGCCCUCCAUCCGCGACUCAGGUUCCAAGAAGCGAGCUCGGUGGCUUCAGGCUCGACGCAUCUUCUCCCCUUCCUGCCCAAACCUGCGGAUACCCAACAGGUUUCUGAGAGAAGGACACUGUGUGCCUCCGGCCCGCAGUGGACACCGCUGUGUUGCAGACAGCACCAACCUGUAUGUGUUUGGAGGAUACAACCCAGAUUUUGAGGAGGCAGGCGGGUCAGAGAAUGAAGACUACCCUCUUUUUAGGGAGCUUUGGCGGUUUCAUUUUGCCACAGCCACAUGGCAGCAGGUCCGCACGGAGGGCUACAUGCCAACGGAACUGGCUUCUAUGUCGGCUGUUUUACACGGCAACAACCUGCUCGUGUUUGGUGGCACUGGGAUUCCAUUUGGUGAGAACAACGGCAAUGACGUCCAUGUUUGCAACGUUCAGUACAAACGAUGGAACCUACUCAACUGCAGAGGGAAGAAACCCAACAAGAUCUAUGGACAGGCGAUGGUCAUCAUAAACGGCUACCUGUAUGUGUUUGGCGGGACGACGGGCUACCUUUACAGCACCGACCUGCACAGGCUGGACCUGACCACCAGAGAGUGGACCCACCUCAAACCCAACAACGCUCCCUCAGAUCUGCCCGAGGAGAGGUACAGACACGAGUUGGCUCAUGACGGACAGAGAAUAUACAUUUUAGGAGGUGGGACUUCCUGGACUUCGUAUCCACUGGACAAGAUUCACGCUUAUAACUUGGAGACAAAUUACUGGGAGGAAAUAGUCACUAAACCCCAAGAGAAAAUAGGAUUUCCUGCUGCCCGCCGAUGUCACAGUUGUGUGCAGGUGAAAGACGAGGUGUUUAUAUGUGGGGGUUAUAAUGGAGAGCUGAUCCUGUCUGACCUGUGGAAGAUCAACCUGCAGACUUUCCAGUGGACAAAGCUCCCUGCUGUAAUGCCAGAACCAGCCUACUUCCACUGUGCUGCCGUCACUCCAGCUGGCUGCAUGUACGUCCACGGCGGUGUCGUCAACAUGUCUGGGAACCGAAGGACCGGCUCUUUGUACAAAGUGUGGCUGGUGGUUCCCAGCCUGCUGGAACUGACCUGGGAGAAACUGCUGAAAACUGUCCCUCACUUAUCCCAGCUGUCCACCCUUCAGCUGCUCAACCUGGGACUGACGCACACAUUGAUUCAGCGGCUCAAAUAGAAACGAGCUAAAGACUGAAUGAAGCGGAACGUGACGGAGCAGCACUGACUCUGAGGUUGCUGAUAAGUAGGUCAAAAGAUGUCAGAUAGUUGUGAAAAUACUUUGAAUGCUUUUCUUUUGUUUUUUACUUUAGUCUGUGUGCUUUUUUUUUCUUUUUUUAAAGUUUCUCUGUAUGUGAACGUGUCAGACUUGCAUGCAUCCCUGAGAAGCCACACAUCGGUGUAGGCGGCAGACUUACUGUGUGCUGAUGCACUGCAGAAGCUUUAUGUGCUUUGCUCGUUAUUUACAUAGCGCAUGGCUUUUUCUUUUUUUUUUCGUGGAGUCUGAGACGGGAUAGUUAAACACUCCGACAACCACUUGUUGAAAGGCAAAAUGAAUGUUUGCUUCUGGUAGUAUAGUUUCCAUUUAGAGGCUGAGAUGCGCUAGUUUCACUGUUGCUGAAGCGACAACACGUCACCGUCUUUGACACACGAUCUGCUGCUACGCCUAAUGUGAUACAACGUUACUGUAGUUUCAAACAGGAUAAAUUUACUGCAAUUAAUGAAUUAGAAAGCAGCCAAAUUCUCAGAAAAACAUGAACACACAACUGUGCUACAUCUCAACAGUCUAAUUAGGCCAGUUAUUUAAGAUGUCACGUUUUAGCCUCAAGAACUUUCUGAUCGUGCGCUGAUAUUGGGAUGUAAUUCUAAUUCUGCUCUCACUUUUGAUCAGACAAAAACCCAGAAGCUCGUCUGAAACCCGUGUGACACGCCAUCACUGUGAAUCUUCUUGUGCCUCUUCAAUUACUCUUCCUCUUUUGUGAAAAAUGAAGUUACUUGUGACUUUCUACACCUGUAGCUCCACAGUGAUCCUCAAGCUUUUUCUUUCUUCAUUCGGUGCCUUCUGAAUUUCCCCAAAAAAUGUCAAAUACAUUGUUUUUUAUAUUUCUGCAGAUGAUGUCUUAUGAUUUUAGUAUGUUCAUUAGACUCUGAACUGUGUUCAUGUAGCUCCUUUUUUUUCCUGUGUGAUUUACCUGGUGCUCUCCACCUGAGCCUUUCUGCUCAUGAUUAAUCAGGAGAUACCUCCGUCAUUAACUUAAACCCACAGAGACAUUUGUAACUAUUUAUUUUGAAUCACUGUGCUGCUUUUUAAAAUUUUAUUACAAAUCUUUGAAUUGUACCUGAUCAUAUAUUAGUUUUGUGACUUUCAGUUCCCACUUUACUCCAUUUUAACCUUUUCUACUGUAACAUAGGCUAUAUUGUGUUACUUUUAUCUUUCAACUUUUGUUUUUCUACAGAAUGUUGCACUCUAGUGUUUUGGUACUUUGCAAGGAAUUUUAUAAAAGUAGUAACAAGGUAGAGAAUGUGAGGCGUCCUCAGGAUAUGAAAUACUGUGAUCAGUCUGAAGAGCUCCGCAGACGCCUGUCAUCGUCAAAACGUCAGCAGGGUCAGACAUUUAUGUAAAACCAGAUUUAAGGUACGACAGCAGGUUACUGUGGACUGUAAAUUCUAAAUCCUGUACCGAUGCUCCCAGCUGCUUGUAUCAAGACAUACAUUUGCCUUUUUUCCUCUGCUCUUCUGUGAGAUUCACAUUGAGCGUUUUUGUUUAACUAUGUUGGUACAAUAUUAAGCUAAACUCAUGUGAUGGUUAUUGUACUACGAUGCCCUUUUUUCACACCCCACCUCAGUUAGUUUUGACAUGUCAAGGCCUUAUUUAUAUCCUUUUUUUGAAGUAGUCUGCUUCACUGCUUGCUUGAACUUUGUGCAGCGGUGUGCAAAAGUUUGGGUCAAAAUUUCUGUUACUGUGACUCGUUAGGCAAGUAAAAGAUGACCUGAUGUCCAAGACAUAAAGUUAAA